Molecule: messenger RNA, 1554 nt
Organism: Chara braunii
Lineage: Eukaryota; Viridiplantae; Streptophyta; Charophyceae; Charales; Characeae
Source: the annotation of a GenBank genome assembly
AAGAAGAUCGUCCGAAAACGGCAUUCGUAUUGUUUUAAGGCACGUGGCAAUGGGUCCGUUGUCCUAUGGGUAUUUGCAAUGCUCCGGCUACGUUUCAAAGGGCAAUGAACGUGACUUUUCAGAGCUUCAUUAACAAGACUCGGUUGGCACAAGGAAUGGUGAAUUUUUGUGUCAUCGUGUACAUGGACGACAUCAUGCUCUAUUCAAAAUUUAUUUCAUGGACAUGCACACCAUAUCGAAUGGACACUUGGAGCGCUGCAAGAUGCAGGCUUCAAAAUCGCUCUGGAGAAAAGCGAGUUUUCCCUGUAGGAGAUCUCGUUCCUCGGGUAUGUGGUAACUCGGGGAGGCUUGAGGUCGGAAUCGGGAAAAGUGGACACGCUUCGGGACGCGCCCACACCUACGUCUCUGACGCAGGUUCGGGCCUUCAUGGACUUGCUUCCUACUACCAUAGAUUUAUCAAGGGCUUUGCGGCAAUCGCACGACCCUUGACCAAUCUUCUGCGAAAGGACCAACCGUUAACCUGGGACGAGGAAUGCAAACGGGCCUUCUCCACUUUGAAGGAGGCCCUAGCCUCCACGAGCAUUUUAAUUCGCCCUGAUCCUGGGAAGUCGUUCAUCCUCAUGACGGACUGGCAGCCUGAAGUGAUUUCCGCCAUCUUGGCGGAGAAGGGGAAAGACGGUCGCGAGCAUGUUGUUGAGUACGCUUCCCAGACGAUGCCAGACGAGCGGAAGAACGAUUCGGCGCCUCAGGGGGAAUGCUAUGGGGUGGUUUGGGGCAUCCAGCAUUUUCACCCAUACCUAUAUGGGCAAAAGUUUCUUCUCGUCACUGAUCACGAACUGUUGCUGGCGCUCAAGAAGUUGACUUAUUACACAGGAAUGAUCGGGCGAUGGGCAGUACGAUUGCAGGAAGAUAAUUUUGACAUAGCUCAUCGGUCGAAAAAAGGAGAAGACGAAGUGGAAUUGCUCGUCGUGCAGGCGUGGAGGACGGACGUAGAAGGUGAUCUGUUGGGGCUUGUUUUCGAGACAGUGGAGAAAGAUCAUCUCCCCCCAAUCUACAGAGAACUGUUGGUAUUGCUGACUCAGCUCAUCGACGAUCUGCCACUGGACAUCAUCUCGUGCCACGACAACAACCCCGCGCCGCACAUCUUAACGAGGAGUUUGACGCCGUACCUGCAGUGGUCGGCGUGUCUGGAAUCAGAUCCGGAUAAUUGCUAUUACCCCUCGACUGAAAACUACCCGGAGAUCCAAAAGGUGGUUAGCGACUUGUUCUACGAGUGCGGUUAUCUGACUGUUCAUACGUCCGAGGAGGAAGAUAGUUCGGAAGAAGAAGAGGAAGGAGGCAACAUUGAGGAGGAAUCCAGUGAGGACCAAGGUGGUGAACAUAUCGAGGAAGAGCCAGAACGGUCUAGCGGAGCGGAGAAGGAACGGGGAGAAGAAGGCCAAGGUCGACAGGAGGACGAUCCCACCGCCGUAGAACGGAAGUGAAGGGAGAUCGCCAAGGGAAAACGGGUGAUCGGCCAGGGUGUGGGACCAACAUCACGGCCACCACGAGACG